Molecule: messenger RNA, 944 nt
Organism: Polistes dominula (European paper wasp)
Lineage: Eukaryota; Metazoa; Arthropoda; Insecta; Hymenoptera; Vespidae
Source: RefSeq, a predicted model, not a curated record
UUCCUAAAAAAAAAAUUUUAUUCAAACAUUUGCUCUCGUAGAAUUCAAUUUAUGUAUCAUUUUAUUUAUUCAUCAUUUAUUCAUUAAUAAUCAUAAUAAUCAUUGUCAUUUGAUCAAAUUCAGUAUCAUAAUUGAAUAAAAAAAAAUUGAUUUUUUCAAUUACGUGAAUAUAGUCAUAAUAAUAAUAAUAAUCAUGAUUGAUAAAAAUAUAUCAGUUGAUUAGUUGUAAUUUUUAAAGAAGAUUUUCUAAUCAUCGUUAACUUUCAUUUAUGUUGUAUCUAAAUUUCUUUCACCUAAGGAUAUAAAGAGUUAGUUUAUUUAAAAAAAAAAACAAAAAGGAAGAAAAAAAAAAGAAAUGGACGAUGACAUAGCGAGUCUUAAUUAUGAUUGCAAUUAUAACCUUUACCUUGCCAAACGAUUGGUCAUCGAUAUGAAAAAAGUUCGCGAUCGGCAAAAUGCAGUCAAGUGGUUACGUUUUUUGAUGAAUAAUACCAGCAACGAUAUAGUUGAAAUAAAACUUAGGAAUGAUUUUAUGCAUUAUUUAGUAUUAAAUCUUCAAGAAGGUCAGCUUGGAUCACCAUUCGAUAAACCACCGCCAAUUGUUGCUUCUCUCAUGGAAAUAGCAGAUUUUAUUGUCAGUAAAUUUGUUUUUUUCUUUUAUUAUAACUUUUUGUCUUCUAAAUCAUCAUCUAUCUCUCUUCUAUACUAUUUCACUUCUCAUUGUAUUACGCCUAACGACAAAAUCGAUGAUGUUAUCGAUGAUGGAUUAGAUUCAACGAAUGAUUUAGAAGACCCGGAUAAAGAAAAAUCAAUGAUAGCAUCUUUAUCACCCGACAAUGGUGAAUUUUUGGCAUCACAACCUGUACCCCAUCAUGGUUCAUUUUGUUAUUUAGCAAUAACUUCGAAGAAAAAAGAUAAUUAAAAAACACAAAAAUAUGAUUCUU